UGGUUGGUUAAUUUGCGAAUUGCGAUCUGCUGUGUCGUCCUAGUUAAGUGAAAGCUCUACAUUUAUUUAUUUUUACAAUUGUUACAAUUUCACGUGUAAACAUACUAAAUUAACGAUAAAUAUGUCGUCCAACAGCAAUGAUGAUAGUUCAAACGAAAAUACCUGUGUUGUAUGCUUCAAAAAUGUGGACAUAUUUUCGGUUGGUGACUGCGAUCACCCAGUUUGCUAUGAGUGUUCAACACGAAUGAGGGUUUUAUGCAGACAAAAUGAAUGUCCAAUUUGUAGACAUGACAUGCAAAGGGUGAUAUUUACAAGGUCUGUCCGCCCGUUUAAGCAGCUGGAACGAAGUCUCAGUCUGAGGACAGCUGUUGAUCGCAAGUUCCAGAUAGUGUUUGAGAGUCCAGAUAUUCAGGCUGCGUAUGAUGCUUUGCUUGCUCAUGUCUGUCCCAAAUGUCCAACCCGUCACGCAUUCCAGACAUUUAACCAUUUGCGUGACCAUGUGCGGAAGGAACACGAACUCUUUUACUGCGAUCUGUGUGUUGACAAUUUAAAGAUUUUAACACGAGAACGCAAAUGCUACUCAAGGCGAGACUUGGCUCUUCACCGGAGACAGGGUGACGCAGACGAUCGCUCUCAUCGUGGCCAUCCUCUCUGCGAAUUCUGCGAUCGAAGAUACAAUGACAACGACGAGUUAUAUAGACAUUUGCGGAGAGACCAUCUCUUCUGCCACUUCUGUGAUGCGGACGGACUGCAUCAAUACUACGACUCAUACGAUGUUCUGCGCAACCAUUUCCGAGAUCAACAUUAUCUGUGUGAAGAAGGUGAAUGUUACGAGGAGAAGUUUACCCCUGCUUUUCGGACUGAGAUUGACUUGAAAGCCCACAGAGCGUCAGUACAUGGACGACAGAUGAGCAAGGCAGCAGCCAAGCAGGCGAGAACACUAGAGCUGGCGUUCACACUAAAGCCGAGACCUAGACAGACAGACCACCGCAGGGGCGGGGGCAGAUCCUCACGCUACCAGAACAGUCACAGUGACGAGGAGGAAGGAGCCGUGGGAGGUGUGGCUGUAGACUGUCGCACUUCACAGCAGACGACGUCCGCUCCAAGCUUCUCCAAGAUCAACACAGCUAGUACCGACGAUUUCCCUUCCCUUGGAGGGUCCGUCGGUGCCUCAUCACUACAAGGAGUUCACUUCCGUAAGCCCGGAGUCACUAUACGCACUGGUGGUGGCCUAGCUAUUAGGGAGGAAGACUUCCCGGCGCUGGGACCUGAUGGCGCAGCUUCAGUCAGUCUCCGAGUCAAUACCACCGGCAGCGCUGCAGAGCGUACGAGGAACAAACCCAAUGUGUCUAUACACGUCAACCACCGACCUGUGGCAUUGUCUCGGCCGAGGGACCCAUUUCCAGCGUUGGCAAACGAUUUCCCAGCAUUAAGUAUGAAAACAUCCGCUCAGAAUACAUCUCAGUGGACAGCCAAAGAAACGAGGGAUGAACCCAAGUUUGCUUUGAAAACGAAACCUCAGGUUCAGCCUUAUCAAAAAGCCAAGGAGAAUCAACAGAAAGCCAAGGAGAAUCAACCGAAAGCCAAGGAGAAGAAAAUGAUGUUUGACGAUGACUCUUAUGAACAAAACGACUUUCCCGCUCUGAAAGGAAAUGUGCCUUCACACAUUGCUAAUUUAGCUUCGACCCAAUGGUCAUCCGGUCGUGAACCUGAAGCGAAAUUCACGGUAAAUAAAAACUCCAAUCAGCCUCAACCGCCUCCUAAGCCUCCUCAACCAAAGAAAUUCCACAUCGAGGACGACUUUCCCAGUUUGAACUCGAGGUUCGAUGCAAGCUGUAGUUUCUCUCAGGAAGUGAAUGGAAAAAAGAAGAAAGAUGUAACCCCCGCCCAGAGUGAAAACGAUUGGACCAAAGUCGUCAAAGGCAACGAUAACAUUUCAAGUGACAGUGAGGUGAACGGCAAGAAAGGGAAGAAGAAGAAGGCAAAAAGUAAAAAGGAACCCGAGGUGAAGAGUAAGGUCAGCAACACGAAUAACAGCAGUGAAAAGAAAAAGCAUAAAGGAGAUGAAUCUUUGCAGUCUAGUGAAAAACCAAAAAACAAAGAGAAGAAGCGCACAGAGUUGACUAUCGAGAGUUUGAAUGGUCAUUCGCAGCCAGAAAGUUCGAUCAACAGUAACGAUUUCCCGACGUUAAACAGUAAUAGGUUGCCACCAGGAUUCAGCCAUGAAGACAAGCCAUCGGCUCCUCCUGGGUUUGACUCAGUCCCCGCUCCCCCGCCCGGGUUCUCUAUCACUCUCAACUCUGUGGCUCGUCCUCCCAGCAACAGUCUUACUUUCACAAGCAGCAGUGGACAGAACUACCCAAUAUCACCCACUGGAGAAGUGAAGCGAGUGUACUCCUAUGUGGCUCCUGUGGAUAUGAAACGCCGCAACACAAAUCUUGUACAGAGAGUGACGGAGGUACUCAAGACCAAACAGGCUCUGGACGAGUUCCUACAGAUGUCAGCGCUUUUCAGACAAGACACUAUCAAUGCACAGACAUACUAUGAACACUGCAAGCAGGCCAUGGGGGACAAGUUCUUGGAAGUGUUCCCAGAACUGCUGGUCUUACUACCGGACAUUAACAAACAGCAGGAACUCUGGAAGGUAGCUGAGCGGAGGAAGGAGUGGAGGCUGCAAGUGUGUGCUGUCUGCUCUCAGGUCGUGGCGACGUCGGAGUUCAAACUCCACCAUACUACUCACUCGCUAGACAACCACUUCCCCACACUGUCCAAUGGAGUCACUUCUACGAGCAACGCAUGGAAGAAAUAGCAAAUAAAACUCCACUAAGAGUCUUGCCACUUUGUCAAUAUUAUAAUCUCUCUUGAGUUUGCGAUUGUUUGAAACCAAACAUGAAUUAAAAUUGUUAUCGAGUCAGUGAGAGGUGUUUGGGUUAAAAGAAUAUUGUUAAUUUUAUCGAAAUAGUCGAGCUUGAAAUAUUUAAUAUUUAUGUUGUUAUUUAGUGGCGUGGCACUUAACUGUGUACAUUUCCAGCCAUAUUUUGCUCAUUGUUCUAUGUAAAUAUUUGUGUUUUAAUAUUUUUAUAAAAGGUAGUUUCAGGGUCUUGUCACAAUCAGUUUCAAUUAUAAAUGUUUCUAACUUUAACAUUUUGCCAGAGAUACGUUUAUUAGCUUUGAAAGAUAACAAUUGAAUCUCUGUUAUGUUUCUUUUUAAAGACCCGGUUUCUGGAGUUCUUUACUAUAAAAUUAUUGUUUGUCGAAACAGCUUGAAUCUAAACCAAGAACUGUUUUUGAAUGUAGCAAGUUUUUAGAACCAUUUGGUAUGGGGGGAGGUUCUUUCUUCUAAGGGUCUAGAACAGAACAGUAUGAGAAAACUGUGAGAAUGAGAGUAUUUUCAUUUUGAAUUGAAUUUGUUUCCUAAGUUCAUAAUGUAAGCUGUACCUUAUAUAAUUAAGAAGUCAAUCAAUAUAACAUAAUCUUUUUGUGCCAUCUACCAUCAAUAUUAAAGUAGGCUAUCUAAUUUUUGUGUUAUCUACGCCAAUGGCAUUUUUUUACGUUUUGAAAUGGAACUGUUCAAAACCUGGUCCUGUUACGAUCUAAUAUCAACCUUUUAGUUAGAUAGCAUAAUUAAUUCAUAGCCAAAUGACUAAUGGCAUCUGGGUAUGGGAACGAUCUUGCUUGGAAUUGAACCAACAACCUUCAGAUUUGAAGACAAGCACUAACUUUUUAGUUAUUCAUUUAUUCAAGCAAUUAUUACUCUUUUUGAUCCACCACGUUUAUUUACCCUGCCAGUGACAGUUGUGAAUGAAAAAUUGAGUUCAUGCCUUGAUGAAAAAAGCAGAAGUAUCAAACCAGCUUGGAAUUAAAGAUGGUUGGGAUGUCAGAUACGUUUACUUAUAGCGCAACGACUGAGUUAAACUAGCUAAUCUGGUAAAAAAUGUGUUCCAAUUUUCCCUGAUACUACCUGUCUUAUCAAUUUUAUUUCUGAUAAAUAUACUGAAAUGAAUUUUAAUUCAUAAAUCAUUAGUUAACAAAUAGGGGUUUUCUUUUCAUUUGAAAAUAUACUACUUUAACUUUGUAUAAAUAUUAUAUUAACUAUUAACAUUAUAUUACAGUUUAAGGUUACAGACUUAGACAAGAUUGUUUUUUUGUUACAUUGUAUAUUUUGCUUGAUGAGGAUAUGUAUUCUUAAAAUAUAUUUUUUUGAAAGCUAUUUUAGUAGAACAGAGUUAGUUAUGAUUUGUCAGUGUACAAUUUUCUGGAGUGAUAAAACUUAUUAUGGAAAGAUAAAUCCAAUAUUCUAAUUAACUUAUCAACUAGCAGUUACAAGAACAUUGAUGUCCAGUCUUAGAAAUUUAAUUGAAAUUAAAUUAAACUAUUAUUUGAAAAAUAAAAUGUCCAAGCCACUUGAAGAUAUUUUAAUUUUACUUUAGUUUUAAUUUUUAAUGUCUCAAUCAAUUGUGUGUCUUAAAUACUCUCAUGCCUUAUGAUGUAAACUUUUUGGGGUUUGAUUGAAGCACUUGCUGGUAAUUUGAAAAAGAAGCGUAUUUUCAAGUGUUAUCUAGUUCAUUUCCAGAAGUCGGACAUAAAGAUCAAUUGUUUGUGUUGAGUUUUACUAUGAGAUAACUUAACUAGAUUUUAUGGUUCCAUAUAUGUAUAUUAGAAACAUUCUUUAGUGUUUGGUUGUUUUGUAAUUAUAUUUUAUUACUAAUUUUAGAUAUUUAUUUUAGUUCUUUAGUGUUUUGAGCAGCUGAAGAAUAUUUUUGAGCUUACGGUUAACAAUAUUUUCAGUGGUAAACGUAUUUCGAAACAAAUAUUAACAUUUAUGCUUAUUAAACUUAACUUUCCUUGUAAAAAAUAUAUAUUAAAAUUAUUUUUAUUGUAACUCUUGUGUUAAGAGAAGUUUUUAAAAUUACUCAAUCUAUAGCUGGAAUUUUAUAUUUGAAAGUGAAAUAAUCCCUUACACAGCCUUAACAGUUCCGAUCCUUUAUUUUCAAAGAAGAUGAUAAAAAACAUGUUCAAUAUUUUGGUAACUUAUUGACUUUAAAAUAUGCGUUAUCAGCAAGGUUAAUAAAAUUACCCUUAACAUGUGUUCAUGUUUGUUUACUGCUUAAUUCAAUACUUCAAGUCUUUGGAGUCCCAUUUUCAUCAACUAAACAUGGGCUAAGGGUUAUGGGAUAUUAAUCAUUACAUUCUGCGAAUAAUUGUUCGGCUUCUAAACUAGCUCAAGAUGUACUUAUGUGUAAAUGUACAUAUGUUAAUAUACGUUGAGCAUUUUUUACUGUGUACAAAAUAUUUUAAAAAUUUCUCGGGGUACAAAUUCCCUUUGUUGUGAUAGAUUGUACAUUUUCAGAUUCGCUUUACAUAUUUUUCAAAUGUAAAAUGUAACCAUAAAAAUAUUUUGUAAAUUGUAAAGAAAGUUGAAUAAAGUGUUUAAAUAAUA
Messenger RNA from Macrosteles quadrilineatus (aster leafhopper), 5440 nucleotides. Its product is annotated as E3 ubiquitin-protein ligase ZNF598-like. The record is from RefSeq and is a predicted model, not a curated record. Lineage: Eukaryota; Metazoa; Arthropoda; Insecta; Hemiptera; Cicadellidae. Gene Ontology annotation, molecular function: ribosome binding; ubiquitin protein ligase activity. The coding region runs from base 122 to 2809 and encodes 895 amino acids. The transcript has 13 exons. Gene Ontology annotation, biological process: protein ubiquitination; rescue of stalled cytosolic ribosome.